AUAAUGAAGAAGCUAAACUCGUGGUUUUUUUUUUUUAUAAAGCUGGUGAUCAGUUCAAAUCCUUUCUUAUUUCUUUUGACAUUUUUUCUCUCCUAAUUAUUUUGUCGUCUUCUUCUGUAUAUUAUUUACGUCCCAACUUAAAAAAAAAAAGAGAUAAUCUCCCACAUGUCUUAAAAACUGUUUAUUUAAUUUUGUUUUUCCAAAACUCCAGGCAGUGAAUUAUCUAACAUCCAUGCCGGCCCUAAUCACACUAUUAAAAAGGGGGUGACCAAGUUAGAGAGGGUGAAAAAGAUUUAGCAGUCUUGUUGUUGUUAUCAUCAAGAAAAGUAGAGAUGGAAUCGUCGCUGACUCAUGUGAUGCUCGUCUCAUUCCCAUCACAAGGUCACAUAAACCCUCUUCUUCGUCUGGGAAAGCUCAUAGCCUCUAAAGGCUUACUAGUCACUUUUGUCACCACGGAGGAGCCACUUGGCAAGAAGAUGCGUCAAGCCAACGAGAUUCAAGACGGCUUGCUUAAACCCGUCGGUUUAGGUUUCCUCCGGUUCGAGUUCUUUGACGAUGGGUUUACUCUCGACGACUUAGAGAACAAACAGAAAUCUGGUUUACUAUUCACAGAUCUUGAAGUUGCCGGAAAACGAGAGAUCAAGAAACUCAUCAAGAGAUGCGAGGAAAUGAAGCAACCCGUAAGGUGUCUAAUAAACAACGCUUUUGUGCCGUGGGUAUGUGACGUGGCUGCUAAGCUUCAAAUCCCUUCGGCUGUUCUUUGGGUCCAGUCUUUCGCUUGCCUUGCGGCUUAUUAUUAUUACCAGCACCAGUUGGCUAAGUUUCCGACCGAAACAGAACCAGAGAUCGACGUUGAAGUCCCCUUCAUGCCAUUAGUGUUGAAGCAUGACGAGAUCCCAAGCUUUCUUCACCCUUCCUGUCGAUUCUCCAUUUUCACAGACCACAUUUUACAACAAAUCAAACGACUUCCAAACACCUUUUCUAUUCUCAUAGACACCUUUGAAGAACUAGAAAGAGACAUCAUCGACCACAUGUCUCAGCUAUGCCCGGAAGUCAUCAUUAAUCCCAUCGGACCGCUUUUCAUGAGGGCUAAAACCAUAACCUCUGAUAUCAAGGGAGACAUCUCUGACUCUGUAAAUCAGUGCAUGGAAUGGCUUGACUCGAAAGGACCAUCCUCCAUCGUUUACAUCUCCUUUGGGACUGUAGUCCACGUGAAGCAAGAGCAGAUCGACGAGAUCGCUCACGGCCUUCUAAACUCCGGCUUAUCCUUCUUAUGGGUGGUUCGGCCUCCUAUCGAAGGGUUAUCCCUAGAAACACAUGUCUUGCCUCGAAAGCUCGAAGAUAAAGGAAUGAUCGUUGAAUGGUGUCCACAAGAGAGAGUGUUGGCUCAUCCCGCGGUUGCUUGCUUCCUAAGUCACUGCGGAUGGAACUCAACCGUAGAGGCUCUAUCUUCUGGCGUUCCCAUUGUUUGUCUACCGCAGUGGGGAGAUCAAGUGACAAAUGCUGUGUACUUGGUUGAUGUGUUCAAGGCAGGAGUAAGACUUGGCCGCGGAGAGGCUGAUGAGAAGAUUGUUUCAAGGGAGGUUGUGGCGGAGAAGCUACUUGAAGCGACGGUUGGAGAGAAGGCGGUGGAGCUGAGAGAAAAUGCUCGGAGGUGGAAGAAGGAGGCUGAGGCUACUGUGGAGUAUGGUGGAUCAUCUGAUAAAAACUUUGGAGAGUUUGUGGAUAAGUUGGUUGCCAACAUCUGGUGAGAGAAGAUACCGGGAAACACUUAUUAUACCGUUGGCAUUUGGAAAAAAAUCACAUUGAUUUCAUCAUAAUGGUUGUAAUUGUGUCAUUAUUUUCAUCUUUACAUCACUUUCCCCUGUAAGCUGGUUGCAUGCACAAAUGAAGGUUAGAUGGUGUUU
Brassica napus (rape) is the source of this 1907-nucleotide messenger RNA. Its product is annotated as UDP-glycosyltransferase 84A4-like. The transcript has a single exon. Bases 333 to 1751 code for a protein of 472 amino acids. Gene Ontology annotation, molecular function: UDP-glycosyltransferase activity. NCBI's taxonomy places the organism in Eukaryota, Viridiplantae, Streptophyta, Magnoliopsida, Brassicales, Brassicaceae. The record is from RefSeq and is a predicted model, not a curated record.